This is a messenger RNA of Procambarus clarkii (red swamp crayfish), 895 nucleotides long. The record is from RefSeq and is a predicted model, not a curated record. Lineage: Eukaryota; Metazoa; Arthropoda; Malacostraca; Decapoda; Cambaridae.
UUUUGGCCGUAUAAGGGCGUUUUUCGGAUGUUCGAAUCCCGGAUAAUCGUGGGGUUACAGUAUAAUGUUAUGGUAGGUGAUGCGUCAGAAGUGGAGGAUGGAUGGUGCUGCCCUCCCAAGCCUCUCGACAUUGACACCGACUCCCCAGAGGACCUUCCUCCACCGCCUCCGUCACCGCCACCCAAGAGAAUGCAGUCACUCAAUGCAGCAUUUUCGUACCGUGUGCUGGAACGCAAGUUUGGCGACGCUAAAGCACCAAGAGCCGAGUCACCUGCAAAGACUCAAGUGCAACCCAAGAAGGUGUCCAAAUUCAAAGCAUCAAAAAUGAAGAAAUAAAUUUGGGCAAUAAAUGCAGCAGUUGGUGUUGAAUGAAAUUACCUGAUGAGAAUAAAUAUACAGAACAUUAUAUGGAAACUUAAUUGCAUGUAUGUCUCCUAGUUUCACUCCAUAAAUUUAUUUAGAGUAGCAUGAGAUCACUAGUAGGGGCAUUAACCUUUUAAAGUUAUAUAUGAUGCAAGGAGUACAGCCACAGUUAAUAUAUACUAAUUUGACUAAUUUCAGCCUAGUUUUGGAAUAAUAUUGUCAAUAUGAGACACUUGAAAUAAUUCUUCAUAUUAAAAUAUUGACAUUUUUAUGCCAUCUUCUGCUACUGUAAGGUGACAUCAUUCCAGGUGAGAGAUGUUUAAGUAGUCUAAACCCUUGAUAGAAUGACGUAAUUAUCCUAGACACGGCAUAACCAUUAGUACCCCACCAUUCCCGCUUGUUCCUAGGGUGAAAUCGUCUUCUCACAGGUUGCGAAGGCGGAAUUUUAUCCUUACACGAUGUUUAUGUAAAACAAUAAAUCACUUAACUGUGUUGUCAAUUUAUCAUCCUGUGAAUACAUAUCAUAUCUUAC